AUUUCGAUAAAUCUUAAGGUAUCGUUGUUUUGCACAUUCGUAGGAUUCGUUUUUGCUAAACGUGUGUAAAUUUAUUUGCCGGUUUUUUUUUCCUGUGUGGUAUUAUAAUUAAAUUGUAAACAUGUCUGCUGCUAUGCCCAUUAAUCCUAAACCAUUUCUUAAUGGUCUGACUGGAAAAGCCGUGAUUAUCAAGUUGAAAUGGGGUCAUGAAUAUAAAGGCUACUUGGUUUCAGUGGAUGGCUACAUGAACAUGCAAUUAGCUAAUACUGAGGAACACACUGCUGAUGGACAAGUCACUGGAAACUUGGGAGAAGUUCUCAUCCGUUGUAAUAAUGUAUUAUAUAUAAAAGGAGUAGAUGACGAAGACGAAGAGGGUGAAAUGAGAGACUAAUUAUACAUAAAUAUAUUAUUUGUAUAAACAUAAAACUAAGAAAUGUUAAAAUAAUUUAACAGAAUUUAGAAUUAAGUUGUGUGGUAUGAAUAUUACUAAGUUUUGUAUAAGAAUUAUAAUAAACAAUAUUAAAAUUUGGUA
Molecule: messenger RNA, 532 nt
Organism: Ceratitis capitata (Mediterranean fruit fly)
Lineage: Eukaryota; Metazoa; Arthropoda; Insecta; Diptera; Tephritidae
Gene: SmF
Product: small nuclear ribonucleoprotein F
Exons: 2
Coding region: 122-391 (89 amino acids)
Biological process (GO): spliceosomal snRNP assembly; mRNA splicing, via spliceosome
Cellular component (GO): catalytic step 2 spliceosome; U1 snRNP
Molecular function (GO): RNA binding
Source: RefSeq, a predicted model, not a curated record